Messenger RNA from Vicia faba (fava bean), 657 nucleotides. Lineage: Eukaryota; Viridiplantae; Streptophyta; Magnoliopsida; Fabales; Fabaceae. The record is from the annotation of a GenBank genome assembly.
AUGGAUAAGGUUUUGGCACUUGACAAAGCUUACCCACUUCCAUUAUUAGGAGCAAUGCUUGAAAAAUAUCCCGCUAAAUUUGAGCCUGCUGUUUGGUGGCCUUCCAACAAAGGAAAACCACAAAGCAAGAAAAUGGGGAAAAUGAAUAAUGGAUGGAGUGAAGAAUUAGAAAUGGAAAUGCGGGAAGUUGUUGAAGUGAUAAAGAGAAAGGAUGCCGAAGAUUAUAAUAGACUUGGAAACAUAGCGUUGAAGAUAAACAAGAGUUUGGCAAUUGCAGGUCCAUUACUCACAGGCAUUGCAGCUGUUGGAUCUACAUUUAUAGGCAAUAAUGGUAGUUCUUUGGCUGCUUUUGUUCCUCUCAUGGCUGGUUCAUUGGCUGCUGCAAUUAAUACUUUCGAACAUGGUGGCCAAGUUGGCAUGGUUUUUGAAAUGUAUAGAGGUUCUGCUGGUUUCUUCAACUUUUUAGAAACCUCAAUUGAAUCAACUUUAAGUGAGAAAGAUUUAGCGAAAAGAGAAAAUGGAGAGUUGUUUGAAAUGAAGAUGGCUCUGAAGUUGGGAAGAAGUAUAUCAAAUCUGAGGGAACUUGCAUCAAAAUCAGCUUCUUAUAGAAUGGAAGGUGUGGGUGACAUGGGUGAAUUUGCCAGCAAACUCUUCUAA